AUGCCGCGAAAGAUCUUGAUUGGUUUCGGAGUCGACGCCGAUGCUGCGUCUGUAUGGAUUGCGGAGACCUCCCCGGUAGACGUUUCCAGGGGGAUGUAUGGUGGCGAGGUCUGCAUUCCUCGCCUCCUGAAAUUGUUUGCCAAGUACAACAUCCAGACGACUUGGUUCAUCCCCGCGCAUAGUUUGGAGACAUUCCCGGAACAACUGGCCGCUGUCCGGGAUGCGGGGCACGAGAUUGGAAUGCACGACUAUCUCCAUGAGCGACAGUCGAAGUUGACCGUCGAGCAGCAGAAGGAUGUAUUGGAUCACGCAUACGAUGUCAUCACCAAGUUCAACAACGGCAUCGGAGUUGCGCUCCAUGCUGGGACCCAAGUCGAGACAGCGCUCGGCUACUCCUCGAGAAAGGAAUCGAGUACGGUCACCUACUACUUACGGAUGGGCGACGACCGGACAAAGAUCGACUACCAGGCCAAGGCAGAGACAUGGAUAAAACCUCUCCUUCGAGAAACGGAGACAGGCUUGGUUAAGAUUCCGACUAAUUGGGCCGCAGCUGGGAAUCCUAACGGCUGGGUCAACACACGAGACGUCGAGCAGCUAUGGAAGGACACGUUCACCUAUCUAGUCACAUUCGGGGUCUUCUUCCCGCUAACUACGGAGGAAGAAAGUUUCAUCUCCCUAUAUCUAUACAUCCAGACGUCAGCGGCCGGCCUCACGUACUCCUGA
Molecule: messenger RNA, 723 nt
Organism: Dichomitus squalens LYAD-421 SS1
Lineage: Eukaryota; Fungi; Basidiomycota; Agaricomycetes; Polyporales; Polyporaceae
Exons: 10
Coding region: 1-723 (240 amino acids)
Biological process (GO): carbohydrate metabolic process
Molecular function (GO): hydrolase activity, acting on carbon-nitrogen (but not peptide) bonds
Source: RefSeq, a predicted model, not a curated record